AUGACCACUUGGUCCUGCCUAUUCCUGCUGAUCGGCCUUGGCCUUCUGGCCGUCGAUGCCGCCGCUCCCUGGUGGAAGACAGCCUCGUUCUAUCAGAUCUAUCCGCGAUCCUUUAAGGACACCGAUGGCGAUGGAAUCGGUGACUUAAAUGUAGUCACAGAGAAAUUGGAAUAUCUUAAGGAGAUCGGCGUGACUGCCACUUGGCUGUCGCCUUUUCUCAAAUCACCCAUGGCCGAUUUUGACUAUGACAUAUCCGACUUCAAAGACGUAGAUCCACUCUUCGGCGACAUGGAGGACUUUGAAAACAUGGUUGCCCGUGCCAAGGAGCUGAAUGUGAAGAUCAUCCUGGAUUUCGUGCCCAAUCACUCUAGCGAUGAAUGCGACUGGUUCAUCCGCUCUGCUGCUGGCGAGGAGAAGUACAAGGACUACUAUAUUUGGCAUCCCGGCUUCGUCGAUGACAACGGGCAGCGUAUUCCCCCCACCAAUUGGGUGAGUGUGUUCCGCGGAUCGGCCUGGGAGUGGCAUGAGGGCCGCCAGGAGUACUACCUUCACCAGUUCCACAAGAAGCAAUUCUUCCGCAAUCCCGUGGUGCGCGAGGAGAUGAACAAUGUCCUUCGCUUCUGGCUGGAGAAGGGUGUGGACGGCUUCCGCGUGGACGCCAUCUACCAUGCCUUCGAGAUUGAGGCGGACGAGAAUGGAAACUAUCCGGAUGAGCCCCGCAACGAUUGGACCGAUGACCCAGAUGAGUAUGGCUACACCCACAAAAUCUACACCGUGGAUCAGCCAGAGACCCCUCACCUAGUAUUCGAAUGGCGUGAGAUCCUCGAACAGUUCCAAGCCGACAAUGGGGGCGAUGAGCGAAUCCUUAUGGUGAUAACCUGGUCACCCAUUGAGAUCGUCAUGGACUACUAUGGCAAAAGCACGGCGGAUGGGGCCCAGACACCGUUCAACUUCCAGUUGAUUAGCAAUCUGCACUACGACUCCGAUGCCUAUCACUACGAAUACCUGAUUAACAACUGGCUUAACCUUAUGCCAGCUGGGAAGAGCGCCAACUGGGUGGUAAGUGCUAUCGCGAGACUCCAACCGCACUCGCAUGGCAUUCAAUCGGUGACACAUUCCGAUCAGAUUGGCAACCAUGUCAAGAACCGCGUGGGCUCCCGCUUCGGCGCCAAUCGGGUCGACCUGUUCAACAUCCUGCUGCUGACGCUGCCCGGCUGCAGUAUCACCUACAACGGCGAGGAGAUCGGCAUGCUCGAUGGCUACGUGUCCUGGGAGGACACUGUGGACCCGCAGGCCUGCAACGGCUAUGAGGAGAACUACAUGGCCAUGUCACGCGAUCCCGCUCGUACCCCAAUGCACUGGUCGGACGAUAAGAUGGCUGGAUUCACAACCGGAUCGACCACGUGGUUGCCGGUGGGCCAAGACUAUGCCGAGCGUAACGUGAAGACAGAGCGCGAAGUCUCUCUCAGCCACCUAAACAUCUUCAAGCGGCUGCAGCAGCUCCGCAAGGAGCCCACCAUCGAGGAGGGCUCUGCCGAGAUCAAGGCAGUCAGCAACUACGUCCUGGCCGUUAAGCGUUACCUGAGCGGCAACUACGUCUACAUUUCGCUGUUCAACAUUUUCAACUCCAUCGAGAAUGUGGAUCUGACCCAGGUGUUCGGUGGUCUGCCCGCCAAGUUCCAGUAUGCCCUUGUCAUACUUAUGUACAUAUGUACAGUAUGA
Molecule: messenger RNA, 1722 nt
Organism: Drosophila miranda
Lineage: Eukaryota; Metazoa; Arthropoda; Insecta; Diptera; Drosophilidae
Product: maltase A3-like
Exons: 4
Coding region: 1-1722 (573 amino acids)
Biological process (GO): carbohydrate metabolic process
Source: RefSeq, a predicted model, not a curated record